UCAAUUUUAUAAACAUUGAGUACAAUUUAUUAAAUAUGGUAUUAAGCUGUGAAAUUCAAUUCAAUGACAAUCCACUCGGCACUUACUUUGCGGGGCAGACAGUUCUUGGCCGUGUAAUAAUAAAUACAGAUAAACAAAGUUUGGUCAAAGCUGUGGUAUUGAAAAUCAGAGGCUAUGCGUCAACAUAUUGGACCGAAUCAACCACUGAUAGCGAAAACAAGUCAGAAACCGAUGAGUAUACUGGCCACGAGGAUUAUAUUAGAUCAAAAGUUGAGCUGCUGAGUGCAGUUGGUACUGAUACAGCCAUUGCUCCGGGCUGUCAUGUGUACAACUUUUCCUGCCAACUGCCUACCGCAUGCCCCUCCUCCUUUGAAGGCAGCCACGGAUGCGUGCGCUAUAUGAUAACAGUAAAGCUGAUCAGGCCCUGGAAAUUGGACAAAACAUUUUCACGAGCGUUUACCGUACUGAAAGUAAUGGACCUCAACCGGGAUGAACUCCUAUUGCGUUCACCAGCCCACGCAGAGAGUCAAAAGACCUACAACUGUUGGCCCUGCAACUCGGAGCCGCUCUUACUACGGUUAUCGUUGCCCCAUCGAGGAUUCGUGCCCGGACAAAGCAUACCACUGGACGUGCUGGUGGCCAACGACAGCCACAUCCAGGUGAAGGAAAUCAAGGCCAGAUUGAUUAUGAUGGUUGUAUACUACUGCCAAAACCGGAUGGGUACUAACAACGAUCGAGUUGUUGUAAGCCGCAAAACUGGAGAGGGCGUCCAUCGAAGCAGCAAGAAGCAAUUUACUUUUGAGCUUCGUGUGCCUGCCACGCCUCCCACCUGCUUUGACCUAUGCAGCAUUAUACAAAUUGGCUAUCAGGUAGAGGUGGAGGUCAAGGUCAAGGGCUGGCAUAUUAACGAGCGCCUGCACCUCCCCGUCACCAUUGGAAAUGUGCCGCUUACUAAUAAACUUAUUCAGCAACCACGCUCCGUUGCAUACGAGGUGCAAGUGCCUCUGCAACAAGUCGAUGAAAAAGCCUUAGUCCUAGUUGAAGCACCAAACGCCGCUCUAGCUCUACCAUCACCCAAUCCCUGGGCUGCAGAUGACAGCAUACCGCCACCCACUUAUGCAGAGGCCAUGCAUUCCAGUGCUGCACCAGCCAAAAGAUCAAGUGAAGAGGAUACACAGAGUUGUAUCUUCAAACCACUAUAUACUGUAUUUAAUAUAUCUAGCCCACUCGACAAUGGGCAAUGUGUCACCACGAGGAACGGUCUUGCUCAUGAAGAUGUCGAUCGCAGCACUUGGUUUUGAACCGAAGCUCAAAAUUGAAAUUACGAAUACAUUUUUUUCAAAUUUAUAUGUACUUACAAAUAAAGAUUAUAAUAAAGUAGUAUGCUUA
Drosophila busckii is the source of this 1389-nucleotide messenger RNA. Its product is annotated as arrestin domain-containing protein 3. Gene Ontology annotation, cellular component: cytoplasm. The transcript is spliced from 5 exons. The record is from RefSeq and is a predicted model, not a curated record. Bases 36 to 1301 code for a protein of 421 amino acids. Gene Ontology annotation, biological process: protein transport. Lineage: Eukaryota; Metazoa; Arthropoda; Insecta; Diptera; Drosophilidae.